CAGGAGAAGAAUACGGUAAGUACUUGGUGUAAGACUACGUAUAAUGCGCUGAUUCACAGAUAAACAUGGCCACAAGCUCUGGUGGUAGCAAGCUGGGUGAAGGAGAGAGGGAACAUGCGUUGAUUUCAUCCCUGCAGUCUCUUUGUAAGGAACACGAUCGUGAAACAGCAAGACAGGCAAUCGAAACGCUAUUGACACUUGCAAACAACAUCAUAAAGUCGCCCAUUGAUGAAAAGUACCGCAGGGUCAAGACACAAAACAAAUCUUUUUCAUCCAAAGUUUGGUGCUUACCGGAGGCCCAGCAGUUUCUUCAUCACUGGGGAUGGAUUGAGGUUGAGGAAUGUGUUGUUCUUCCAUCAGACGAGGAUAUCCAGCUGGUCAAACAAAUAUUAUUAAAGAAAUUUAAUGCUAUUCCUUCAAGAUCAAGUGGAGCAGCCUCUAAAUCUGAGCCUCUCACAGAGAAAGAAAAACAAUUACAAGAAGAAAGAAGGAAACUCUUAGAGAGGAAAAAGUUGGAAGAUCAGGAGAAAGCAAGAAUCAAGGCACAGAUUGAAGCUGACAGAAAGAAUUUGAAAGAUAGAGAGAUCAGAGAAUCUAAAGCAAAAAAACUUGGCAAGUUUGGUGGAAAGAUGACAAAAUUUGAAGACAUUGGUGUUGACCUGAACAAGGGAGGUGGAUGAGGAUAGUUUUCUAUUGGGUCAAACCAAUGAUGCAAUCAAAUGAAAGACAUUAGCCACACAAGAUGACGACAUUUCUGGAAAAGCUUAUACAAGCCUCAGAGAUGUUUGAUGAA
This is a messenger RNA of Orbicella faveolata, 793 nucleotides long. RefSeq names its product UBX domain-containing protein 6-like. The record is from RefSeq and is a predicted model, not a curated record. Gene Ontology annotation, cellular component: cytoplasm. NCBI's taxonomy places the organism in Eukaryota, Metazoa, Cnidaria, Anthozoa, Scleractinia, Merulinidae.